Diabrotica balteata is the source of this 318-nucleotide messenger RNA. The record is from the annotation of a GenBank genome assembly. NCBI's taxonomy places the organism in Eukaryota, Metazoa, Arthropoda, Insecta, Coleoptera, Chrysomelidae.
AUGCGACAAGCUCUUACUUUAGCAGAGAGAAACACACUUUUAGAAGACGAGAUGAAAAACAUAGACCAAAUAGCACUGACAGUGGAAGUUCAGUGCAAUGAUACAGUGAAGACGAAUAUUGAAAAAGUUUUACGAUUGCAAGAUCGAAUGAACGAAUCAGUGGUAACAGUUCAAACAUUGGAACGGGAAGUCACCAAACUUAAAGUGGGAAAAACGGAAUUAAUUUCCGAGUUGGAAGCUGUCAAAUUUGACAAGAAAAAUUUGCAGAUGUUGCUGGAAAUGAAAACUGAUGACAAAAAUGACUUCUGGAUCGCCUAA